AUGAUCAAUAAAACCAUAAAACAUCUAAUCACAGGCAACCAGACAGUGUCUGACCAUGUUAUAUACAUUACCGUAAGUCUCAACAGCAGGUACUCCAUGCAAGAGACCCAGGCAUACGCUCCAACUAGUACAUCAGAUGAUGAGAAAGUGAGGACAUAUGAGGACAUAUCCAAAGCGUUAAAAAUGAAUAGGACAAAAUUUACCAUUAUUACUGGCGACUUCAAUGCCAAAUUAGGAAGCAAAAUCCAAGACGACCCAGAAAACAUAGGCAAGUUUGGACUGGCCGAACGGAACAACAGAGGCAAAAUGCUACUUAACUUCCUAGCAAAUAAGAACAUGUAUUGCCUCAAUACCUUCCUUCAGAGACCAAAACAAAGAAGAUGA
Molecule: messenger RNA, 384 nt
Organism: Dendroctonus ponderosae (mountain pine beetle)
Lineage: Eukaryota; Metazoa; Arthropoda; Insecta; Coleoptera; Curculionidae
Exons: 1
Coding region: 1-384 (127 amino acids)
Source: RefSeq, a predicted model, not a curated record